This is a messenger RNA of Limanda limanda (common dab), 543 nucleotides long. Its product is annotated as troponin I, cardiac muscle-like. Bases 1 to 543 code for a protein of 180 amino acids. Gene Ontology annotation, cellular component: troponin complex. The transcript has 6 exons. Lineage: Eukaryota; Metazoa; Chordata; Actinopteri; Pleuronectiformes; Pleuronectidae. The record is from RefSeq and is a predicted model, not a curated record. Gene Ontology annotation, biological process: muscle contraction.
AUGGAUAGGCCUGUGAAAGCAAAGCCCAAACUCUCCGCCUCUCGGAGACUGUUCCUGAAGACCAAACUGCUGAAGAAGGCUGUGACUAUGCUGGAGACUGAAAAGCAAUUCAAAAAAGAUGAAAGAGAGAGAAUCCUUUCAGAGAGACUCCCAGGCCUCCAGCUGUCAGGCCUGUCUCAACAGGAUCUACAGACUAUUUGCAAAGAAUUACACAACAAAAUUGACGUGGUUGAUGAAGAGCGCUACGACAUUAAUUCAAAAGUGUCGAAACACAGCACAGAGAUUACGGACCUGUCACAGAAGAUCUUUGAGCUGAAGGGCAAGAUGAAGAGACCAAACCUGAAGAGGGUCCGCGUGUCUGCUGACGCCAUGCUGGGGGCGCUGCUGGGCUGCAAGGUCAAGGAGUCGGUGGACUUCAAGGCCAACCUCAAGACUGUGAAGAAGGAGGAAGAGAAGAAAGAGGAGGUGACCGACUGGCGUAAGAACGUGGACGCCAUGUCUGGUAUGGAGGGCAGGAAGAAGCUGUUUAAUGCUGGACAGUAG